Lathyrus sativus (Indian pea) is the source of this 237-nucleotide messenger RNA. The record is from the annotation of a GenBank genome assembly. NCBI's taxonomy places the organism in Eukaryota, Viridiplantae, Streptophyta, Magnoliopsida, Fabales, Fabaceae.
AUGGACGCAAAAAGUAAGUGCUUAGAAUCAUCACUUACAGUUCCAAGUGUUCAAGAAUUAUCACUUCAAAAUCCACAAAAAGUACCAAAAAGAUACUUAAGAGACGAUGGUGAUGAUGAUUUCUGCGCUUUUCCUUCUUCUGAUCCAUCUCUUACAAUACCCUUGAUUGAUAAAGCAAAGUUGGUUAACACACUGGGGUGUUUUUCAGAUGGUAAAUCAUGGAGUUUCAUCUGUUAA